Messenger RNA from Linnemannia hyalina, 1785 nucleotides. Lineage: Eukaryota; Fungi; Mortierellomycota; Mortierellomycetes; Mortierellales; Mortierellaceae. The record is from the annotation of a GenBank genome assembly.
AUGGAUUCCCUCGAGGACAUCCAAACACAACAACUGUCUCUGUCAGGCCUCACUAAUAAGACACGCUCAACCACACCCCCAGGAGAAGGAGGGGCACCGUCGUCGAGCCAGGGUCAGAGCCAGGGCAUGUACUCGUUCGAUAACGUCCAGUCAACACCGCGUCGGAUAGGAGGCCACUCUCGUACGGAUAGUGCGACGAAUUCAGAGAGCAGCAACGAUGGCAUUGAGUGGGAGGACGAGGCAAGAUACUUCGAUACGGAAGAGGAGGAAGAACACGAUGAUGGGGAGGAACACAGUAUGGACGAGGAUGACGAGGACGAAGACGAUUAUGAGUACGAUGACAACUAUCAGGAGCAGGAUACACAAAGACUACUGGCAUCAUCAAGUAAUGCCCGGACAGGAGGAUUGGGCAUGGGCAUGCGAGUUGGCGAGACAGGAACAGGAACGACCAUUGGACUUGACUUUGAGCACAACCAUAGGCGGGAGUACGACCAGGAGUAUGAUGCCUUGCCAUUGACUACUGUGGAUGGCGAGCGGCAUGGAUCAAAGAACAAGAGGUCGGCAAGACAGAAUAGUCGCAGGGAUCGGCAUAGGAUUCUUCAUCCGGGCAUGCCUGUCACGGGUCUUGGCAGUGUCCGGACAGAGCAGGAGCAACUCAUUGCUGCCCGGCAAGUCAGGAUAAAGAUGAUGUGGAAUGUCUUUUACGUGUUCGCCUGUCUUCGGCCAAAAGCAGCACCGUCAGCAAAGGACUUUGGGACAAAGAUUAUGCCAUGCGCUGUGGCGUCAGGAUUGGAUGUUGGAUUGAGUAACAGCAGCUUAAAAUCGAUCACCCUCGCUUUCUAUAAGCGACCCACGUGGACACUAGCAGGAGUUAUCGGCGUCAUUUGCGUUGGACUGUUCAUGAUGGUCAUGUCCGAGGUUGACUUUGUCCUUAUUGGAUUCAUCCAAGUAAUGCUGGCAUCGGUUCUAGGAGGACUGAGAUGGUCGCUGACACAAUUACUGCUCGAGCGGACAGACACCAAAUCAGGAAGCUUGGCCAACCCGAUCUCGACCAUUUUUUUCCUCUCGCCCAUCAUGGGGAUCUGCCUCUGCAUUGUUGCAGGCAUCUUUGAGGGCUUUGGGACAAUUUUUAGUUCUGAGUUCUUCCAAACGUUCCAGUCGGGAUUGUUCACGUUGGGGUUGCUGUUCCUGGGUGGCAUUUUCGCGUUUGCGAUGGUUCUGGCAGAGUUUAAUCUGAUUGCUAGGACCAGUGUCGUCUCCUUGUCCGUUUUGGGAAUCAUCAAGGAGGUGGUGACGAUUGUGGUGUCGUCGCUUGUAUUCCACGACCAUUUAACGGUAGUCAACAUCCUGGGAUUGUUCGUCACGCUGGCUGGUAUUGGGUUCUAUCACUUUAUGAAGCUGCGCGAGAUGAAGAUUCAAUCCAGGAAAGCUGCCAGGGAGAUUGCGGACCUGCACCUGGCAGCUGCUGUCAACAAUCAUGGUGCUGGUGGUGGACGAGGACAGAACAAUGGGACCGUUCGUGAUCACCGGAAGAAGCGGCGGUCUGGAGGAGGAGUACGGUCAGGUCAGCCAGAGAUAGAAACAGUAGCGCGUAGAGGUGGGUUUGAGGAGCAUUCGAACGCGACCCGGGAGGGCGUGUUUAGACUUGAUGGUGAUGAUGACGAUGAUGUAAGAGGAGGAGCCGGUUCUGAGAGAUCUCGCGAUGGUGUGGAUGAUUCGUCGCAGGAGUUGAUUGGGGGCCUGGAGGCGGCGUCUCCACCUACUCAUCAACGCGGCGGUCCAUAG